GUGGAGUUUCCCUUCUCUCUCUCACUCGCAGAUCUGAGUUAGGGUCACUGCAGUUGGGUGUUGCCACUCCCUUCUCCAGCUGGUAUCCCCAACGAUCCUCACUGAAGCCUCCUGACUAAACCUGCAAAUUUACACCUUCUGCUAAAGUUUUCCCGAAACAUCCAAAUGGACCAGCACAAGCUUCGCUCAGCAGGCGUUCAGGAGAAGUUGGAGAUCAUCGGGGUGGAAGAUGAGGCCGGCAACCCCAUCAGUGCCCUCACCAUCCUAUCUCUGCUGGAGCGCGUCGCCGGCAUCAUCGACAAUGUCCAGUCUUGCCAGCAGCGCAUGGAGGAGCGUCAGCUGGAGUUGGAGAACAACAUCAAAACCAUCCAGGGCGAUGUCCUGAAGCUGGCUAAGGACCACAGCGACACCAGCGGCACUGUGGAGAAGCUCCUGCAGAAGACCCGCAAAGUGAGCGCCAAUGUCAAGGAGGUCCGCAGUCGUGUUGAGAAGCAAAAUGUCAGAGUCAAAAAGGUGGAAUCAACGCAAGAUGAGCUGCUCACCCGCAACAAGUUCAGAGUUGUCAUCUACCAGGGUGAAACGGAGGUUCCAUCAGUGGCUGUCACCAAAUCGCCCAAAGGACUUGGCCUUGAAGGUUUGGAGAUUGAGCCCGAUGCCUACGACAUCCCUGCAGACCUCUCCUCUGAUGAAGAAUACCUGAGGGACGAGGAGCCUGAUCCCUCACGAGCUGCACGGAUCAAGAAAUCCAUGGUAAAGAGCACUGAGACCCUGAAGGCUGCAUUUUCCAAAGAAAACAUGAGCAAAACUAAAGACAACCUAGGCACCAAGUUCCACCACCUGGGCGAGAAGGUCAUGCCUCCAGAGAGGAGGGAGAAGAUGCACCAGGCAGGGGAGAGGCUGAAACAGUCCGGCGAGCGUCUGAAGGAGAACAUCGCCAAGAAGGCUCCGAACAAAGAGACCUUCCGAAUCAAGCUGAAGAAAGAGAGGGCCGUCGCUGAGGGCCAGGAGGGAGCCGACGCAGAGGGCGAGCUGGCCGAUGCCAAAGAGGAGAAGCCUCAGAGCUCUACGGAAACUAAAAGGGAGGGACCGGUGGAGGAGACCGGUGCCACCAGAGUACCAGAAUAGCAGAAAACUUCUCUAAAUAGGAACCAGGACACUGGAGGAAGGAGCUUUGAGAUUUUAGAUGGUUGUUUCAAUGAGUAAAGUUCAAGAGGAAGGGGCAGAAUCUUAGAGAAAAAGUUAUGAAAUGUGUGAACUCAAGCAAUCAGAUGUUGGGUUUUUGUUCUUUUAAACAUCUAAAACUGUGAGAACUAAUCAAGAUUGUGGUUUGGUGGGAAGUUUCUCAAUAAGUUGAAUUUAUCUGAAGGAAUUGGAGAACAGAUGCUGCAUUAUUGCAACAUGAUUGAAGGAAAAUUGAUGAGCUUGGAAAGAAUAAUGAAGGUUGGUGCUUGCAUAAAGGCCCUGUCACACCUGGAUGGUUUAGCCAGCAUAUGCCCGACAUACGAAAAAUCUGGCAAAAAUGCUGGCAUACGUUUGAUACGUUACGGAGACAUUUUGUAUAAGUUAUGAGCACGCUGAAGAACGCUGAAAAUCGCUGGAAUGCGUUGAUAUACGGCUACUACGUCGGGAAAUUUUUAGUAUGCCACCUUAUGCCAUACAUAGGGUAUAAGUUACAGGUAAGUUAUCUGAUUGUUGACACACGUUCAGUAUAUGGUAGGUUACGCAUAAGUCAUGCCGUCUAGCUUAUCCAAAUGCUAUGACUAACUUAUGCAUAACUUAUCAAGAACGUAUCUCCAACACAUGAACGUAUUUGACGUGUUCCAGACCUUACGCUGAACGAGUUUCCAACUUAUAGCUACUGUUUAAUGGAGUAUUGGCAGCGUUUGGGUAUAAAAGGGGUUCAAAGGAGGAAAGCGUCAGUUCCCCCCCUUCAGUGUGGAUCCCCGUCAUAGGGUAAGCGAGAAGGUGAGUGUGAUGGUCACGACCAACAAACUUCCUAGCAGACAUGACACUGAAUCUGCGGCAACUACAAACCUUUUUUCUUUUUAUUCUUUUUGUUUUGGCAGGCGAUUGAUAUCACGAUCAAAGAAAUCUUUUUAUGCAGGCAGGGCGCCUCCUGGUGCUUUGCUGCCCCCCUCAGGACACUGGCUUGUGACAUUUCAUGGGCAUUACGCUGCCGUGCGUUAUGCAUAAAUUAAGCUGUUGUUGGAAAUACGCUCAGUUCAUUAUGAAUACUCUAUGUAUACAACCAAAAUUGAAAAAAUACACAGAGUUCAGCGUAUGCCAGCGUUUUAGGAGAUUCUGGGACGUCAGGCAUAUGCUGGCUAAAUCGGCAAGGUGUGAAAGGGCCCUAACAGUUUUCUGUCUAAAUGUACGAAAUCCUGUACAAACCUCAGGUUUUGGAGGGUGAAAUUGGCUUCAGCUGGUCUGAUGUCAGACCGGUUUCUGUCUGUAAACUACAUCGACCUUAGCUUUAGGAAAACAAAUGACAAAAUACAAAGAGAUUUAACAACCAAGAAGUUGAAAUACCAUUCAUAUCACUUUGUUAAAUAAAGGUGCUGCUAUAAGCAAUGUGCUUGUAAACAGGAAGAUGUUAACAUAAAAACUUAUUUUUUGAUUUAAUGAUGCACCAAAAUAAAAUUUCCCAUAGUUUUAUUAAGAUUUUUGUGACAAGAACUGUUAGAAAAGUUCAACUUUAGAGUAACACAUCCCACUGUGGAGCAGCAGUGACCCCAUGCUGACUGUAAUUAUUCAUCUGGAAAUCAACAGCUUUAAUUUUAGCUUUACAUGAUUGUUAAAAUCAUGGCUCCUUUCAAUGACUUGUUUUUUUUUUUUUUAAGUGCUUCCAGAACACUGUGUGAAUUCACCUGACAUGAUUACUGAGUUCACCGCUUUGAUUGGACGCUUUCUAAUCUUCAGUCAUCGAAUUCUCCAAACCCAUCCGCAGUCUAACUCCUUACAUUAGGAUAAAAUCUUUCUAUGUGAUAUCAUAUUCCUGUUUUUUAUACUGCUGCCAUUCAUCUUCUGCAGUAGAAAGUUAUUUAGGUUUGAUUAUUUUCUAAUUUUUUGAUCACAUUUUAGAUUCAACAUCUUUUCUGUUUUUAUUAUAGUUAAUCAGAAAAUCCAAAAUUCUCAGCGUCUCUUUCACUGUAUUUUUUCUGUUUUGAUUUUGUAUAAAUACAUGUCACCUGACAGAUCAAAAAAUAAAGCUGUGUUAUGCGUUUCUUUUUGUAACAGAUUCAUUUUAUUUCUAACAGAUCUCUUUUUGAAAAGAGAAAAAAAAAAAGACCAGAAAAAUUGGAUUAUAAAAAGCUGCAUCUUAGAUCUGAGCGGCCAUUCAACCUCUAUGUUUAGUGUCACCUACAGUAGUGGUUAGAAGGCUGCUGAGUUUCUCAUUCAUUGUCCAGUUUCUAUUAUCACUCUCCUUUCCAUUUGUUUGGUUCUUUGUAUGUUUCUCGAUUGCUUUAAGAGGUUGUCUGGCUUGUUUGCUCUGUUAUUUAUUUGGUUUUUGGUGGUUUUAAACAGCUUGUUUAAUUUUUUAAUCAUUAGGUUAAUGUAUUAGUUGCCGUUAUUUGCUUUAUUCCUCUCUUUAAUCAUGAUCUCCUUUAAUUUACACAAGCUAUAAAAUCAAAUGAUGUAAUAAAUUGGUCUUCCUCUU
This is a messenger RNA of Cyprinodon variegatus (sheepshead minnow), 3658 nucleotides long. RefSeq names its product muscle-related coiled-coil protein-like (gene cavin4a). Bases 166 to 1125 code for a protein of 319 amino acids. The transcript is spliced from 2 exons. The record is from RefSeq and is a predicted model, not a curated record. Gene Ontology annotation, biological process: regulation of gene expression. Lineage: Eukaryota; Metazoa; Chordata; Actinopteri; Cyprinodontiformes; Cyprinodontidae. Gene Ontology annotation, cellular component: caveola; cytoplasm.